Messenger RNA from Hibiscus syriacus, 546 nucleotides. RefSeq names its product ankyrin repeat-containing protein BDA1-like. The transcript has 3 exons. Gene Ontology annotation, molecular function: protein binding. Bases 1 to 546 code for a protein of 181 amino acids. Lineage: Eukaryota; Viridiplantae; Streptophyta; Magnoliopsida; Malvales; Malvaceae. The record is from RefSeq and is a predicted model, not a curated record.
AUGGCGUUAGGUUUCGUGGAAAUGGAUAAAGAUGUAGUUCGUGUCAAGGGGAAGAAUGGUAAUACUCCUUUGCACUUGAUAAGUAAAGUUGGAAACCACCAUGGCCUCUUACUGCUGGAUAGAAUUCUAGGGGUUUGUCCUGAAAGUAUUGGAGAUGUUACCACUAAAAACCGCACUGCUUUGCAUAUUGAAACCAAAAAUAAGAGAUUGGAUGUUCUUAAAGUUCUAAUCCAAAUGCUUCGAAAGAAAGAUAAAAACUAUUAUCGGCAAAUGGUGAACCAGAAAGACCGACAUGGCAAUACUGCACUUCACAUAGCUUCUAGUAAUAAUCAACCUCAGAUGCUCAGAUUGCUAUUAGACUGCAAGGCUGAUAAGCAUGCCACCAAUCAGGCUGGUUGGACGGCACUGGAUGUUGCAAUAGGGCAAAGUAACAGAGAAAUCAUCAGUAUUUUGCGCGGUUGCUGUGUUCCAAGAAUUUUUGUUCUACUCAUCAGCGUAGAAGGUCGAGAAGCUCUUUCUCUCUUUGAAGAUCAGCUAAAACAAUAA